AUGGGUUCUAAAAUGAACGCCACCACUCGUGGAACUCGGAGCUCAAUGUCCAUUGUAGUUGUGGUUGGUCUGUGUUGCUUCUUCUACGUUCUUGGUGCCUGGCAAAGGAGUGGGUUUGGAAAGGGCGACAGUAUAGCACUGAAAAUUACAAGAGAAACAGACUGCAGUGUACUGCCUAAUUUGAGUUUUGAGACUCAUCACACUAGUGAUUCUUCUCUUGUUGAUCAUUCCGAAUCAAAGGGUAAAGUUUUUAAGCCAUGUGCUUCUCAGUAUACAGACCAUACUCCUUGUCAAGAUCAGAAGCGAGCAAUGACCUUUCCAAGAGAAAACAUGGUUUAUAGGGAAAGACAUUGCCCUCCACAGAGUGAGAAAUUACAUUGCCUUAUUCCAGCACCCAAAGGUUACGUGACUCCUUUUCCUUGGCCCAAGAGUCGCGAUUAUGUACCAUAUGCAAAUGUUCCAUAUAAGAGCUUGACAGUUGAGAAAGCAGUCCAGAACUGGGUUCAUUUUGAAGGUAAUGUGUUCAAAUUCCCAGGAGGAGGAACUAUGUUUCCUCAAGGAGCUGAUGCAUAUAUUGAUGAGCUUGCAUCAGUAAUUCCGAUUUCUGAUGGGACAGUCAGAACUGCGUUGGAUACAGGUUGUGGGGUAUGCUCAGCGCUGGAAAUCUAAAAUUCAUUACCUUCAGUCAGUAAUUGUCAUUCUAUCUCAUUCAUUAGGCUUACAUCUUGUUUAUAUAUGCAUAUACACGAACCUAGUCUCUGUUCAUUGGUUAUAUGUAUUAGUUUUAUAGCUUUUUCUUUAAAACUUUCUGCUCACAUGAUCCUCUGAAUACAGGUUGCUAGCUGGGGAGCCUACAUGCUAAAGAGAAAUGUUCUUGCUAUGUCUUUUGCACCAAGGGAUUCACAUGAAGCCCAGGUGCAGUUUGCCUUGGAACGUGGUGUUCCUGCAGUUAUCGGGGUGCUAGGAACUAUACAUCUUCCCUAUCCAUCCAGGGCAUUCGACAUGGCUCAGUGCUCUCGCUGUUUAAUCCCUUGGACAUCCAAUGGUGUGUCUUUGUUAGAACUAGUGCAAAAAAUAAACUCGCUUAGAAUCAUGUGUACUUUAUGGUCUCAGUGAUAGGUGUUAUCCAGUGUUUUCGUUCUCUUGUUUUUGAUUUAUCUCACAGAAUGUAAAUUAAUUGUUGCAGGUGGUAUGUACAUGAUAGAGGUUGAUCGUGUACUCAGACCUGGUGGCUACUGGGUUUUAUCUGGCCCUCCAAUUAAUUGGAAGACGUACUACAGGACUUGGAACCGGACAAAGGAGGAUCUCCAGAAGGAACAGAAUAGGAUCGAGGAAUUGGCUGAACUUCUGUGCUGGGAAAAGAAGUAUGAGAAAGGAGAUAUUGCUAUCUGGAGAAAGAAAAUAAAUUAUAGAUUAUGCCAGAAGAGAACUGAUGUAAUGCCGAUAAAGAUGUGUGCUGCUGAAAAGGAUGAUGAUGUCUGGUAACCUUCUACUAUUUUUAUUAAAAUUUAUGUGUCUCCUUUAGCAUUGAAUUUAGGUAUAUUUUGGGAGUGUUUUAAAAAUAUUUACUACAGGUAUUCGGAGCCUAAGGUUGGGCUCCAUUUUUCCAGUGAUUGUCAUGGUUCUCUUGAAAUUGAACUUUCUAAUGUUUGAGCAGAAAACGACGUUAUAGCAUAAGAUGCACUUGUUACAUUAUUAUGAGCAUUAAGGUGAUUUGAAUCUAGCCAAUGACGAAUAAAACUACGGGCUUCUUUUUUCCUUCUUCUGUUGAAGAAAUUUCUUCUGUUUGCGACUAGUUAAUGAAUUUGAUUAGCUUUCAUUUUUAUCAUUUCAUUAGUUGUCUGACUGUCUCUAUACGACUGAUAACCCAGUAUUUAAUUUAUGGAGUAGAAAUUUAGACUCGUGUUGAGUGGUCCUUGUUUGGAGGUAUGUAUGUUCUGUUUUGGACAUCCACCUCCACUCUCGCCCCACCCUGAGGGGAAAGCUCAAGCCGACCAUUGGUUGGAUGUCAUUAAACCAUUGUGAAGCUCUAUUUCAAUCAUUUAUAAUGUUUUUUUGGCCUGAAAUUUUUAUUAUGAACAGAUGCUGCAUUUAUAACCUUUAGCUUUUGUUUUCUAAUUCUUAUGUGGUUUAGACAUUUUAAAUCUGUCAAAGUGAACUGGUUCUGGCCGAUUUUGAAUGGCCAGUUUUUUGCUUCCUUUGGAUUUGAUUUUAGGUUUUUUAACUCGACUAUUAGCAAUUCGAGAAGGCUAAAUGAAUACCCAUUUUAUUGAAGAUAGGAGAGCAAAACCUGAUUUGCUCAGCUUACUUGAGGUUAAGGUUUGAGAUCCGAGAAUGAAGAAUUUUUAGUUUGCUAAAAGAAAGUGACUUCAAAGACCUCGUUGUGUUGAGAAAUGAGAAAAUAGUUUAUGUUCUUAAUAUCACCUUGAGUUUUGCUAAGCAGAGAAACCCACAUAUACUUGGAAGAAAAGAAGAUACUGUCCUUGGCAAGGUUGACUGAUUUAAUAUCACCUUGAGCUUUAUUAAGUGGAGAAACAGAUUCAAAUUUUAGUGGGGCCAUCUGCACUUGAGUCAUAUGAAUUUAUAUUUUUGCUUCUUUUAAAGCCAUAGAUUAUCUUUGAAAAGAUUUGAUUUCAUGACUCUAUCAAUCUAACAGAGAUUAUGAUUAUGAAAAAACUGAAGCCUUAAGUUGGAUUGAUUAAAAAAACCUUGGUCUUUCCUUCUAACGGGGGAGCAUUUUGAUUAUGAAUUAAAGUUACUCUGAAAAUUUUUCAUGGACGAUUGAAAGAUAAAUUAGAUCGUAGAUCUGUAAAUUUCAUAAUAAAACUCAAUUUGUGGUAGUUGUCUUCAUUGUCUUUGUUAUGAGAUACGCAAGAAGAAGAAACAGUUUCUAGAAGCUUUUAAGGAUUUGACUGUCACUGACCUGCAAAGUGCGGUGCCAUCCAAACUAUGUGGUCUAAUGUUCUUCAUGUGAAGGCAUAUUUUUUUUUGGAAAGGAUUUGGGGAAAGAAGUUCCCCCGUUUUCUUUUUUUCAUCAUGGCUUGGUGGUAUACAGUAAAUAAGCAUCUUUGUCUUUCUAACUAAGGUUUCCAAUAUGCUGUUUCAUCACCUUCUGACACAAUACGAAUAAUUUGCUGCAAGAUAUCACUGUAAAAGAGCAGUUAUCAGUGGGUAACUUGCUGUUAUGUUUUCUGUCCACAGUUGACUGCCUAUAAUAAUGAUUUCCUCUGUAUAGACAAGCAUAGGAUGAAUCUGCUAACUGGAAAGGUGACAGAUGAGAAUGAGUAAAGUAGUGUGGAAAGCCUGUUAGGCACAAUGGGCAUUCCAAGGAAUGUAGGUACAGUCAGACGAUGGGGCUAGCAUUAUCCCAUUAUAUAUUCUAGGCAUAUAUUCCGUUCCUCUAUUAGGUUGCAAAGAGGUCAUUUGGAUGCAGGAAGUGCACAAGCAUUUGUCCUUAAACACAAUGUGCAAGGCUAUGAUCCUGAUCCCUUGCCAUGAGCAUGAGAGCUCAUGGAACUGAUUCAAGCAGCGAUGUUGAGUGCAAACCUUGCAUGUCUUGAACUUAUAAGGCUUAUAAGCUCAUUGGCAAAAAUAGAUCCCUUAGUUUCUCUAUGUGAGUCUGUUUGAUGUCUUGAGAAAAAGGAUCUACAAGGUUUGGAGACAGCCCUAUGAUGCUCGAUCGCCAGACUUUUGACGGAUGAAAUAACUGCUAUGAAAUUUGGCAAAUGGUGAGUGAGACUGUCCUGUAAAUCUCGAGUGUAAGAACAGCGAAGUGAAUAAUGAACUGAGAAAAAAUUUAGAUGAUCAUUAGUGUGGCAGGUCCUUGGUUGUGCCAGUGCCCAAAUGGCUCUCUCUCUCUCUCUCUCUCUCUCUCUCUCUCUCUCUCUCUGUGGCGCUUUCGCUCUCAGAGCUUGUAUGGCAGGCUCAGAUCUCCUUCUGUCGCUCUCUCUUUCUCUGAGGUUCCAUGAUAUUUAUUACAUCACUGGCUUAUGCUCACUUGAAAAUAAUGAAAACCGAAUAAAACACUCCACUAAGUGAAGUUCGGCCAAUGUUUAUUCAAAGAGAAGAAAAAAACCUGAUGUGAACCAGUUUGAUGCUUCCUGAACCAGUUUGAUAUUUCCACUAAAGUUAUUCAUGAGAUUAACUUAUUUUCGUAAUUCAAAAUGCUUCGUUGACUUCCAUUAAUGAAACCUGUCUCCUUUGUUUUUUUGUUUCAGGUAUAAGAAGAUGCAGACGUGCAGAUCACCUGCCCCAGAGGUUAAGAAUCCUGAAGAAGUAGCUGGGGGAAAACUGAAGAAGUUUCCGGAAAGAUUAUUUUCUGUUCCUCCCCGGAUCGCUGAUGGCUAUGUUAAUGGGGUCACAAUCAAAUCUUUUGAAGAGGACACCAAAUUGUGGAAGAAGCAUGUGAAUACUUAUAAGAGGAUAAACAAAUUCAUUGGUUCAGUGAGAUAUCGAAAUAUAAUGGACAUGAAUGCCGGUUUCGGUGGUUUUGCUGCGGCAAUGGAGUCUUCCAAGUCAUGGGUGAUGAAUGUUGUUCCGACGAUUUCUCCAAAGGAUACCUUAGGAAUUGUCUAUGAACGGGGCUUGAUUGGCAUAUAUCAUGACUGGUAUUCUCUCUGCACAUUCAUCCCUAGUUAAAUGGACUGCUCAACUUCACUUUUCUUAUUUUAAUUCAUACAUUAGUUAAUUCUCUUUGAUAAUAUAAUAUCAGUUUGCUAUUAAUUUUAUGUCUGCGUGAUUUUAAGCAUCCAAAAUCAAUUCAUUGCUAUAAGUUAUUUUUGAUUUUAUCACUGGCUUUUAAAUUAUUUUUGAAAAGAAAUUGUUGAAUUAUGAGACUCUCCGUAGGUUCACCUUUUGAUGGAGGAUCCUCACAGGCAUAUUGUAGGAGUAACCAUUGCCAAUAUUCAUUUAAAUAUUAUCCUCUGUCACACAGGGCAUCAAACUCCCUGUUGACCACAUUUCAGGCGUUUCCUUGGCUAUCCUGACACUUUGGUAUCUUAAUGUAUGUCCCGGUAGAGAUUAUUCCCUCCAUCUCCACCUUCAUAUGAACAUUAGAGGUCAUGAAGACCCUGAUGUUCAUCAGAGAAACAUCCGUUAUCUGAACGACCUUUAGGAAGAGGAUUCUGCUUACACUUUGGUUCCACCUCACUAGAUGAAGACAAGAGUCGAGGUUUCAUUACUAGUUAUUUAAAGGCUGUAUGUGAAAAAUAAAGGCUAAUUUUCACAUAUAUAAAUAUAUAUAUGCAUCUAACGAUGCGCAUGAUAGAAUAGAAUCUACUAAACCGUGCCCAAAAUUGUUGAAUGAGGUGGCAAUUGACUGAUAUAUAAUUUCAAGUCAGGCAUCUACAGGUAACCAACAGAAUACAAGUGUAAAAAUUCCUAAAACUCCUGGAGGAUAAUCUCUAGGAUUUCUCAGUUCUCUGCUCUUUGUUUCAUUAUAUCUAUUGUUUAUCCCCUUUUUUUCUUAAUUUUCCUGUCAUGGCAGCCCAGCUCUGUAGCCCUUUCCUCAACCGGACAUUUACCUUUUCUCAGCAGACUUGCUGUAUCUUUUUUCAAGUAUUUAUUUUCUGCGAGGAAAGAAAAAACAUGAUCCUGCCAUUCUUCUCCCAAUCUACUAACCAUUCUCAGUGGCAGCCAUUCAAUCCCAUUCAACUGCAAUUUUUAUAGGUUAUCUUGGGUAUCAAUUCUAGUGAGGGACUGAACUCCGAUUUCUUCAGAACAUAUUGCCCAUGUAUUUUCCUUUUUUAACCAUGGAAAAACCGAAACAAAUGCUUGGAUUUUCUCUGUUGUUUGAUUUUCUGCCAUGGAUGUCCAGGUGUGAAGCAUUCUCAACGUACCCGAGAACGUAUGACCUCAUUCAUGCAAGCGGUGUCUUCAGCCUGUAUCAGAACAAGUACGCCUUCUUCCCUUUUUAUCCCAGACACUGAUAUUAGAGCUAUUUUUGUAAGAUUCACGUUCAAUGAUUAUGCUUAUAGCCGUUACUAAUUUAGAGUGAAUAAUUUUAAAAUAAAAUGCUAAUAUUUUAGCAUCAUGUUGGCUUUAUUUACCGGGAUAGGCUCAUUACCCAUUUACUUUUAUAUUACAUAGUUUUGAAACUAAUACUAAUUAACUAAUUGUUAAUAAAUUAAAAUGAAAUAUGCCAGCCAAGCUGAAUUCCUUUUUAUUUUCAGAUAAUUUUGGAAUAAAUCAUUAGAAUGAAGGUAAUAAAAGCAUCUCUAGUUAACAGUUAAUAAAUUAAACGAACUGAUUUCAUCUUUUAUCUUCACAUCAACGAGCAGGUGUGGAAUGGAAGAUAUGCUCCUGGAGAUGGACCGCAUUCUGCGCCCUGAGGGCACAGUCAUAUUCCGAGAUGGCGUUGACAUUCUCAACAAGGUCAGGAAGACCGUCAGCGGCAUGAGGUGGAGUGUGAAGCUGGAAAACCACGAGGAUGGGCCCCUCGUGCCCGAGAAGAUCCUCGUUGCCGUCAAACAGUAUUGGGUUGGAGAUGGCAGCAGCUAA
This is a messenger RNA of Spirodela intermedia, 6498 nucleotides long. NCBI's taxonomy places the organism in Eukaryota, Viridiplantae, Streptophyta, Magnoliopsida, Alismatales, Araceae. The record is from the annotation of a GenBank genome assembly.